UCCUGGCCGCCAGCCUCAGCGAACUAUUGGCAAUCGACGGCAACCUCAGCGAAGUGCGCCUCCCCAUGCAAUCCCUCCCUGCCGGUAAGGUUCGGAUCUGUUGAGGACAGGCAGCAGCGAAAAGAGAGGAUGGGGCACCUCACACCACCCCCGCCGGUAAAGAUCAGAUCCGUUGAGCCAAAAGGGCGGACGCCACCUUCCACGGUUCCCGAUCCUUAUUGGAACACCGACCAUGUUAUGGCCUGGAGGCAUUUCCGUUUGCCUACACCAAUCUACGUCAGAGUGGAUCGUUCAGGAGUCUAUCACUCAUAUCCAGAGCUGCCAGGUCGGCCGUUCCAGAGCUUUGAUGCAAUUGCAAGUGCUCUCCAUACCUAUGCUCGUGGCAGUAGCACUGACACGUCCAAGGAAACAAAUAAGGAGCGUCUUAUACGUGAAUCUCUUGAGUGGUCAGAUGGUACGAGGAAGGUCGCCACAAGUUCGAAAAUAGCUGAGAGGGAAAUUAAGAAUGUGCACAGACUGGUUAAAGCUUUACUGGACAAGAAGCACGACGAUGAGGAUUUCGAGUAUGAACUCAAAGAUAUUGUGCAUUGGCAAUUAAUCUCUGAAGGUCCCAAUGCAUGGUACUACCAUCUCAAUAUCACUAUGAAAACUAAAGGAGCUGAUGAUGAUGCGGGCAGUGUCAAUCUAUUCUUCGCUGAAGUCACACGUCAUCAGAGCGAUAUGCCAGGAUAUUUUCUCAGCAGUUUCUGCAGAAUUGACCCUAACAGCAAGGACGUUCACUGCCAUGGUUGUACGAACAAUGGAAGUAUUCAUCUGAAGCACCCCCCUACUCAUUUUGAUUGCGGCCACACUGAUCUCUCCCUUGGUUAUGAUGCAUGUAACGAUGAGGUGUGCCGCGACGCCCAAAACAAGGAAGACGACGAUGAAGAAGAAGAACUGAGAGAAGAGGAGGAAAGGAUAAGAGAGUCCUUUGAUUACCUUGACGAUGUGGAAUUUAUGGAGAAACUCCGCAAGAAACGUGCUGAGCUCUUAGCCUUACAUUCCAAAAUCCAGGAGGAUGAAGAAACGACAUGUAAAGACUGAAGAGUGGAGAUGUCCCUGCUUAUUAUCACAUGUUUUCAUUUAUGUCAGUAAUUUGAACUCAGUGGAGCUUGCGAGUAA
Molecule: messenger RNA, 1161 nt
Organism: Triticum dicoccoides
Lineage: Eukaryota; Viridiplantae; Streptophyta; Magnoliopsida; Poales; Poaceae
Exons: 8
Coding region: 130-1083 (317 amino acids)
Source: RefSeq, a predicted model, not a curated record